AUGGAUGUGUUUGGUGGUGCCCCACGUUUCCUGGCCUAUCCAAGACCUGUUGCAGUUCAAAGUGGGACUGACGCAGUGUUAAAGUGUCAAAUUGGUGGUGAUCCAAGGCCUGCCGUUAUUUGGGAGAGAAACAACGAAAAGAUUGAUCCCCAAGGACGAUACAGGGUCUUUGAGGACGGAAAUGUUUACAACCUCAUCAUUUCUUCUGUGACUGUAGAGGAUAGUGGCCAGUACAUAUGCAAAGCAAAAAACAGCAUUGGGGAAACGUAUGCGGCGGCCACGCUCAACGUCGAAGGAGAGGCACAAGAGAUGGAACUGAGAGAGGAAAAUAAACCCCGAUUCCUCAUCAAACCCCUCUCCACCCGUGCUGGUCGAGGGGAGGAUGCAGUCUUCUCUUGUAAGCUCUGGGGAAACCCAAAGCCUGAGGUCGUCUGGGAAAAGGAUGGCAGGAAACUUAAUGAAAUAUUUGAAAGCACACAUUUCAGUGUGGGCUACCAGGAUGGUGGAUGGUUCCAACUCAAGAUCUUUAAGACUCGUGCACCAGAUGGAGGUGUAUAUACGUGCAAAGCCAGGAAUGAGUUUGGGGAGGCGCUGGCCGGAGCUGUGCUGCUUGUAGAUGCAGGCCCAGGACACGAGGAAGAGGGAAAUCGUAACGGCUAUACAAAUGGCCACUGGAAAUCUCACCCUGGUAAAUCAAGGAGCGGAAGGCAAGUGCCGAACCGACUCAAAGACGACACCAUGACCAAGUCAACCAAAGUCAAAAUGUUUGCUGUGACAGAGGGCAAACAUGCUAAAUUUCGCUGCUUUGUGACUGGAAAACCUAAACCAGAAAUAAUUUGGAGAAAAGAUGGCAGGCUUAUAUUGUCCGGGAGGCGUUAUUUGUUAUAUGAGGACAGAGAAGGAUAUUUCACACUAAAGGUUCUAUACUGUAAGCAGAAGGACAACGGAGUGUAUGUUUGUGCUGCAUCAAACACUGCCGGGCAAACGCUCAGUGCAGUACACCUCUCUGUAAAAGAGCCACCUGUACGGUUCAAGCAGCCUCUCAUUGAUUUAGAAGUUUGGGAACGAGACUUGGCUGUUCUCGAGUGUGAGGUUCCAGAGGAUUCUGUCCCCAUCACAUGGUAUCUGGAAGACAGACGACUGCAGCCAGGGGCCAAAUAUGGAAUGGAGGAGUGGGGAACAAAGCGACGACUUACUAUCCGGGACAUCGGAGUUGACGAUGAUGGGAUUUACCUUUGUGAGAUGCCCGAUGGGGGAAGAAGUAUUGCAGAAGUAGCUGUAAAAGGAACAAUUUUGCGGAAGCUUCCAAGAAAAGUGGAUGUCUUAGAGGGUGAGAAUGCUGCUUUUUGUGCUGAAGUGGAGAAAGAAGAGAUGGAUAUUCACUGGUACAAAGAUGGUGUGGAGCUCCGUGAAACACAUCAGACCAUCCUUAAGUCCUUUGGCCGAACUCACAUCCUGGUUUUCGUCAACACAAUGCCUCAAGAUUCUGGCCUUGUAACUUUCCUCGUAGGCAGAUCCAAGACGUCCUCUCAGCUGAGGGUGAAAGCGGCCAGACAUUGUCCUCCCAGUUGUCCAGUGGGUGUACAGAUCAACACAGAGCGUGCUAAUGCUGCUCUUCUUUCAUGGGUUCCUGCCCAGGACUCACGAAAAAACCCUCCGUCUGGAUAUGUACUAGAACGACAGGAAGUGGGGACUGGCUCACAAGAGUGGCUACAAUGCCUAACCACUGAUUCUGCAACAUCUGUGGAAAUUCUUGGUGAUAGUGUACCAUGCGAAGCCGAUUAUCGAUUCCGUAUAUGCAGCGUAAAUAAAUAUGGCAAGAGCAACAAUGUUGAGUUCCCUAGAUCUGUUCACCUGGUUCCAGUGGCCAGAAUACAAGCUCCGUUACAGGAUGCCUUAGUACCAGAAGGGCAAGACGCUGUCUUCUCCAUUGAGCUUUCUGCCUCAGUAAUUGGCACAUGGUUCUUAAAUGGCACUCAACUUCAGGAGGAUGAGCGUUACUCCAUGCGUAGGUCGCGAACACACCAGUCUCUUCGCAUUCGAGGAGUACGUGAUACAGACAACGGUGCUGAGAUUACAUUUAUUGCCUAUGGCAUCCGAGAUUCUGCAGCAUUGUACAUCCAAGCUCCUCUUGUCAAGUUUUCCCCACUGUCAGAAAUGGAUCGAAACAAGUUUGUAGAAACUGGGAACCCCAUUGUACUCUACUGUGAGCUGUCAGAUCCUGCAGCUCCAGUACACUGGUACAAGAACGGAGUAGAAUUGCAUACAACAGAGGGCCUGCACAUCCAAUCAGAGGGUACCAUGAGAAGAAUUGUAAUCCAAUCAGCAGAAUUGUCACAUUCAGGGGUGUACUGCUGUGACGCUAUUGAUGAUGUCAUCAGAUUUAAUGUGGAAGUUGAGGCACCGCCAGUAACGUUUGCUGAAAUCCCAGAGGAUGACCUUUUCAAGUGUGUAGUGGAACAAGAAGAGCUUGUUCUGUCCUGUGAAGUGUCAGUGUGUGACGGCGUUGUGCAGUGGUAUAAAGAGGGAACUGAAAUACAGCCAAGCGAAAAUAUUACAAUCCAAACGGAGGGCACCAAAAGAGGUUUGACAAUCCACUCUGCUAAGCUGUCCGACGCAGGCGUGUACACAUGUCGUACAGGAGACAACAUUUUAAUAUUCAAGGUCAACAUACGAGAACCACCAGUGACGAUAAUCCACCCCAAAGAGGAUGUCCACCUUGACCGCCACGUUCCUGAGGAGAUUAUUCUGAGCUGUGAACUGUCUCGGGCCAAUGGGGUCGUCAGCUGGUACAAAGACGGCCAGAAGCUGCAGGAGAGUGAAAACAUAAAGCUCAAGGUCGAAGGGCCAUACCGACGACUGAAGAUUAUCUCCAGUGGCGUUGAAGACUCGGGAGAAUAUGUCUGUGACACUGAUGAUGAUUCGAUAUUCUUCCACCUUUGCAUCACAGAACCGCCCGUACGGAUUGUAUCUCCCAGUCAGUCCCAAAUGGAGCUCUGCCAGCAGACCUCUGAAAGGAUGGUUCUGAGCUGUGAGAUCUCACGACCCAAUGCAGUGGUGCGUUGGUAUAGAGACGGGCUGGAGGUGGAGGAGAAUGACAACCUCAUUCUGGAAGUGGACGGUGUCUACAGAAGACUUAUUAUACCUGAAACCACUGUGAGAGAUUCAGCUGAAUAUGUGUGUGACACUGCAGACGACUCCAUGACCUUCUUUGUGAACAUAGCAGAGCCCCCUGUUCGCUUUGUACGUCCACGGAAGAUGGCGAGCAAAGUGGACAAAGUGGUCGGGGACACUCUGGUUUUGGACUGUGAGGUUUCCAGGUCAAAUGCUGAGGUGACCUGGAAGAAAAAUGGAGAGGAAGUAGAAGACUCCAGAAAUGUCACCAUCCUCGAGGAUGGUGUCAUACGCCAAUUAACCAUCCACUCACUGACAUUAGAAGAUGCUGGGCAGUAUGUUUGUGAUGCGAAGGAUGAUGUCAUGGAUUUCCUUGUGAACAUUAAAGAGCUGCCUGUGAGGAUUCUGGGAAAAACUGAAGCAAAAACAGAAAAGCAGUUCUUGGUGUCAGAUGACAUUAUUCUAGUGUGUGAGUUAUCCAGACCGAACGCGUCGGUCAGCUGGUACAAGGACGAGCAGUUCAUUGACAACAGUGAGCGAUACUGCAGUGAAGAGCAAGGGGUGUUCCGAUCACUUGUGGUCCUCAACGCUGGGCUGGAAGACUCAGGACAGUACACCUGUGACGCAGUGGACGACAAGAUGGUCUUCUAUAUCACUGUCAAAGAGCCUCUAGUGAAGAUCAUUGGGAACUCUGGCCACCUGGAGCAUCAUAUGCUGCUGUCAGGAGAUGACCUUAUUUUGGAGUGUGAGGUUUCUCGAGCCAACGCCACGGUUCAGUGGUUGUGGAACGGCAACAUACUGCAGCCAAACAAUCGCAUAAAAAUUGACAGCUAUGACGUUGUGAGGAAGUUUGUUCUCGCUGGCCUCCAGCCAUCAGAUUCUGGGGAAUAUAUUUGUGAUGCUGUCGAUGACAAACUGAUAACAGUCGUUGAUGUCCAAGAUCCACCCAUCAAGUUUCUGAAUAAAGAAGAAAAUAAACCCAUCACAGCCUUUGAAAGUGAGAGUGUUACACUGACUGCUGUUACGAGCCAAGACACAGCCCAUGUCCGUUGGCUGAAAGAUGGCCAAGUAUUGAACGCAGACAACAUUCACAUCUCCAGUGAGGGUAAUACCCAUAAGCUCACCAUUAAUCUGCUGCAGCUGUCCGACUCUGGAGAAUAUGUCUGUGACGCAAACACAGAUGAGAUGUAUUUCAGUCUAUUAGUCAAAGAAAUGAAGGUGAUCUUUAUCAGACCCCUGGAGAAUACAGUGUCUGUAAAGGGCAGCAGUCUUACAUUACAAUGUGAAAUCAACAUGCCAAAAGGAGACGUCCAGUGGCUGAAAGACGGCCGUGAAAUUCCUCCAAGUCGUCGGUACACAAUACGAGCCCAAGGUCGAGACAGAAGCUUCACCAUCCACCAAGUGGAGGACGACGAUGCUGGAGAAUAUACCUGUGAAAGCACCGACCACCGAACUUCAGCUACUGUCACUGUAGAGACUCCUCGUGUUGUUGAGUUCAUAGUGGAGCUUCGUAGCAUCACAGUCCGUGAAGGAGAAGAUGCAGUGUUUAAGUGUGUGCUUUCACCUGAGGACACUCAGUUGGUGUGGCGCCUAAAUGGCAAACCGGUCACUCUGAAUGAGCGAACAGUCAUUUCAAGCAAUGGACUCUGCCACAUGCUGUGCAUCCGCAACUGUAUGGUUUCAGAUAGCGGCAGAAUGACAGCUGAUGCAGAGGGGUUGGUAUCAGAGGCAGAACUCCAUGUUCAAGAGCAACAGGUGUUGUUCACCAAGAAAAUGACUCCAGUGACAGCUGAGGAGUACAGUGAGGUGACUCUAGAGGUAGAAGUGAGUGUGGAUUCAGGAGAAGUUCAAUGGAUGAGACAAGGGGUGCUAAUCCACCCUGGAGCCAAGUAUUCCCUGAAACACCAGGGUCGAAAACACAGUGUCACCAUCCACAGCCUGGGCCUGUCCGACCGGGGCACCUACAGCUGCGAGACCCUCCAUGACCGCACGCAAGCGCCGCUCGCAGUGGAACCUCGAAAAAUCACAAUCAAGAGAGGGCUGAGCGACAUAAGAACCAUUGAGAGAGAAACGGCCUCUUUUGAGGUGGAACUGUCCCAUCCAGACGUCCCAGGCUCAUGGAUGAGAAACGGAAUCCAGCUCAAACCCACAAGUCACUUCCGUAUGAGCGCCAAAGCUAAAGUCCACAGCCUCACCAUCUCCAACCUGACAGUGGAAGACACCGGCACCUUUGUGUUCAGCGUAGAGAACCUCAAGACAUCUGCACGACUUGUAGUGAAGGAACCCCCAGUGACGAUUUUCAGAAAACUGGAAGACCAGAAAUUCCCAGACGGAGCAAUCAUCUCUAUUGAGUGUGAGCUGUCGAGACACAACGUGGACGUGAAAUGGAUGAAGAAUGGACUUGAGGUGAAGCCAAGUAAAGACCUGCGCAUUUAUGCGAUGGGGAGGAAACGGUUUCUUCAGAUCAUGAAAUGUCGCGUCAGUGAUUCGGGCGUGUACACCUGUGAUGCUGGAGAUGCUACUACGUCUUGUGCUGUGGAGGUUUAUGAGCGGGAGCUGCUGGUCCUGCAGGGCCUUGAAGACCUGGACAUCCAGGAGGACCAGAACGCAGUGUUCGUCUGUGAGAUCUCAGCGGAGGAUGUACCAGGAGAGUGGUACAAAAACGGAGACAAGAUCCAACCGACAAGUACCAUCAAGAUCCGCCACGAAGGGACCAAACACUUUCUGCUCAUGUGCAACGUGCGAGCAGAAGAUUCUGGUGAGAUAAAGUUUGUCGCCAGAAAUGUUGAAUCCUGCGCUUACUUAGAGGUGGAAGAGCUUCCUGUCAACAUCGUGAAGCCUCUGGAGGAUAAGACAGCGCUGGAGAAGAGCCGGGUGUUACUGGACUGCACCGUGUCCAACCCCAGAUGUAGCAUCCGCUGGUACAAAGGAAGCAACGUCAUCCUGCCCUCAGAGCGCUUCGAGAUCUGCAGCGAAGGCUGUUAUCGCAAACUGAUCAUCCAGCAGGUGGCGCUGGAUGAUGAGGGCACGUACAGUGUGCAGGUCGGAGACUAUACAUGCUCUGCAAAACUGACCGUGGAGGAGCGCCCUCUACUGGUGUGGUCCAGUUACUACAAAGGUGUGGACCAUUUGAUGAGUUUGCCCAUGCAGAGCCAGGCACUGCUCAUGGUCCGUGAGCUGAGGGACGUGGAGGUGGUGGCUCCGGAUGAGGCCUGUUUUGAAUGUGAGGUGUCGGUCCCCGUCCUGAAGACCCCCGUGUGGAGCCUGAAGGGGAGCCCCUGCAGCCCCAGCGCCAGGGUCCUCCUGGAGAAGAUGGGCAGCGUCCACAGGCUGACGUUUAGACAGACCUCCACAGACCUGAGCGGAGCCGUGGAGUUCACAUCAGGGAAGGCAAGAGCCGAGCCCAGCUCCGAGUCAUCGGUGAGACCUUAG
Sphaeramia orbicularis (orbiculate cardinalfish) is the source of this 6546-nucleotide messenger RNA. RefSeq names its product obscurin-like protein 1. Bases 1 to 6546 code for a protein of 2181 amino acids. The transcript is spliced from 24 exons. Gene Ontology annotation, molecular function: protein binding. NCBI's taxonomy places the organism in Eukaryota, Metazoa, Chordata, Actinopteri, Kurtiformes, Apogonidae. The record is from RefSeq and is a predicted model, not a curated record.